UGGAUCGUCGUCUACUGUUUGCAAUCCAACUUCACCUCCAGUAACAAUAAAGGCAGCACUGGUGACGUUGAGUGUGUGUGCGAGGGAUUUUCAUGCAGUGAUGUCCAGCGCUGUUUUGGGCUGCAGUGUUUCUCCUCACUGUCGUUCAAGAAUGGAACAGCCUUACAGCAGAAAGGGUGCAUUGUGGGUAGUGAAGAAAGGGCAGUACCCUGCAAACACUCCCAGUCAGUGGACACGCUGGUGUAUUGUUGCCAGGAAACAUUGUGUAAUGCGAAUGUUACCGUGGAGAUGCCAAAUACAGAUGUGGAGUUAAUGGCAGCCCCUACAGAGCACGAGUGUGUGUGUGAGGGCCGGUCGUGUGUAACGGGCGACCGCUGUAUGGGUCAGCAGUGUUUCUCCUCUUUGACUCUGAGUGAUGGAACGCCAGUGUCUCAAAAGGGCUGUUUUAAGGUGUAUGAGCAGGGCAGGAUGACCUGCAAAACUCCUCCAUCACCUGACCAGAUUGUAGAGUGCUGUCAGGCUCAUCUGUGCAACAUGAACCUCACUGUGAGACUUCCUGUACGAGGGGUGGAGGGACCCAACUAUAGCUUGACAAUGCUGACCAUUGUGAUUGUGGCUCCAGUCAUCGUUCUGAUAUUCCUAUCUGCUGUGGCGAUCCUGAUCUUCCAUUGUAUCCACCUUCACCAGAUAGAGCAUCUGACUACUCAUGAUGCCGAGUAUGGCACCAUUGAUGGUCUGAUUGCGUCUAAUGUGGGAGAAAGCACCCUCGCGGAUUUGUUGGAUCAUUCCUGUACAUCUGGUAGUGGCUCUGGACUGCCUUUCCUGGUCCAGAGGACAGUAGCCCGACAGAUCACUCUCAGCGAGUGUGUCGGUAAAGGUCGAUAUGGAGAGGUCUGGAGAGGUCAGUGGCAGGGAGAAAGUGUGGCUGUGAAAAUAUUCUCAUCUCGAGAUGAGAAAUCCUGGUUCAGAGAGACAGAAAUCUACAACACUGUCCUACUGCGACACGAGAAUAUUCUGGGCUUCAUUGCAUCAGAUAUGACAUCACGUAACUCCAGCACUCAGUUGUGGUUAAUCACACAUUUUCAUGAAAUGGGAUCUCUCUACGAUUACCUGCAACUCAGCAUGCUGGAUGCUUCUGCUUGUUUACGAAUGGCACUGUCCAUCGCCAGCGGGCUGGCUCAUCUGCACGUGGAGAUCUUUGGCACUCAGGGCAAACCAGCCAUCGCUCACAGAGACCUAAAAAGCAAAAAUAUUUUAGUGAACAAAAAUGGACAGUGCUGCAUCGCAGACCUUGGUCUUGCUGUGAUGCAUUUUCAGGACACAAAUGAGCUGGAUGUUGGGAAUAAUCCUAAAGUUGGGACAAAACGCUACAUGGCACCUGAGGUUCUGGAUGACUCCAUUCAAACAGAUUGCUUUGAGUCUUACAAACGAGUUGAUAUCUGGGCCUUUGGACUCGUGCUGUGGGAAAUUGCUAGAAGAACAGUUAGUAUUGGUAUUGUUGAAGAUUACAAGCCCCCAUUCCAUGACGUAGUGCCGAGUGACCCAAGCUUUGAGGACAUGAAGAAGGUGAUAUGCACAGACCAACAGAGACCAAACAUCCCAAACAGAUGGUUUUCAGAUCCAACUUUAACAUCAAUCGUUAAACUCAUGAAGGAAUGUUGGUACCAGAAUCCAUCAGCCAGACUUACAGCAUUACGCAUCAAAAAGACUCUGACAAAAAUUGGUAAUUCUCUGGAAAAAGUAAAAAUGGACUUAUGAACUGCUUCCUUAUGGAAGAACCUAAAGGCCUUUAACCAUGCCCAGCAGAUGUCUCAUCUGGAGAACAAACCGGAAAAAGAGAUUAUCCUGACUUAGUGCUCUUAUAGAGGCACAUCAUAUUUAUUUGGAGUUUACAGCGGGGGAUAAUUCAUUACAAUUAUUAAACAGAUGAGAAUGUGGCCUCAAAUUCAAACUUAAACUACCAUAAAAUCUUUAUUUAUAGAGAGACAGUUGCUGUAAAUAAAGCAGUUGAAGUGAGAGGAUGUUUUUUUUUGUGUGUGUUUGAGUUUGUUAUAUUUAAAUUUCUUAGUAAUUUGAGCCCCUGAGGAACUCUCUGCAAACCCAUGUAUAUCCAUACUCCUUAGCUUUUCUUAUUAUUUUCAUAACAAUUAAACAAAUUUUUUCCUAAAAAAAAAAUUUAUUCAUUUUAAUUUAAAAAAAACUGGGGGGAAAACGACCUGUUCGAUUCAUCCAAAUGAUCCACGAGUAUUUGUUGAAAUAAUAAACAUCACAUAAUGGUCUUUUAUUGCUUAAAAGCCUUCAAAAUAAACAAACAAAUAAAUAAGUAAACAUUCUGUACUUCCUUUACUGAGGUUAUUAGAGUUUCCCAAUCAAGCUGUUUAGGUUUGCUGGUGCACCCGCCAACCUUCCAUCUCUGUCUUUCUCUUUCUGUAAUCCUCUUACAUUGAGCCACAGGAGGAGGAGCAAUUAAGUCUCUCUCUACGUGUUCAGUUGCUCUGGGAUUUAUUCAGAGUGGAGAAAUGCUAGCAGUCACUGUGGAAAUGCAGCAGAUUAGAGUCAUGGUCAUUUUGUCCGUAAAGGUGGAUGUAAUGUGCGGAGAGUGACAGAUGUCAUGUCUUAUCUCAGGUGCUCAGAAGUGGCGCUUUUACUCUUCAUUUUUGUGGAACUCACUACAGGUACAGUUUCUUCCCUGUCAGCUCUUUCUCUACUCUUUUGAACUUGUUUUGAGACAAAAUAAAAGUAAAAAGAAGUAAGAAGUAAAUUUUUGACUGCAACAUAUGCAAGUAAAGUUGAGUUCGUCGUCACAACAAGAUUUGUGUGUAAUCUUCUUACUGUAUUUAGAUGACCUUACAUUCUGUUAUGAUUAUGCUUAACUUACUGUUUUAGACGGACUCUGAGCAUUAUGUAAUGAACUGGUUAAAGUCAAAAGAUCAAAACAUUAGUGUCUGGUGUUCACAUGUGUGUUUGGUUCACAGAAAAGGAAAGACAGGUGUUUACUCAUUAAAUACAUCUUUAAAGGCUAAUUCACACUGCACAGGUAGAUGCCUAUUGCCUACCAGUGGUGUUUGUUUUUGCCAACUGAACAUGUUCAAUCUUCAUUUGUCUGGUCGUGGAAUGUCUGAGAAGUGAUGUUUCUGCAUUGGUUAGAGUUUGUCAGCAGUGUGUUAUCUUUAAAAAGGCAAAAUCUUUAAACCUUAAAAAGAUUUACUUAACACAGUCAUGAGCAAAUGGCAAAAUACAGUAUUAUAUUUUUUAUUUCAAUGCAGUUGGAAUGAAAAGCAGCUGAAAUAAAUGAAGAGUUGUUUGAACUUUG
Pimephales promelas (fathead minnow) is the source of this 3313-nucleotide messenger RNA. Its product is annotated as activin receptor type-1. Gene Ontology annotation, cellular component: plasma membrane; BMP receptor complex. Lineage: Eukaryota; Metazoa; Chordata; Actinopteri; Cypriniformes; Leuciscidae. The record is from RefSeq and is a predicted model, not a curated record. Gene Ontology annotation, molecular function: transmembrane receptor protein serine/threonine kinase activity; ATP binding. Gene Ontology annotation, biological process: transforming growth factor beta receptor signaling pathway; cellular response to growth factor stimulus; heart development.